UCAAAACAAAACAACCGGAAUCGCGGAGAGCGCGGCGUCGAUCGAUUUCAGUACCCGAAAGCAGAAGUUUUUAAAAGCAUUUUAUUCCUUAAUUAGCUCAUAAUUUGUUCUGAAAAGUGGUCUAGAGUGUGCCCGUAGGUUUUAACUUCGCACCGGAGCAGUUGGAUUCGGAAUCGCAUGAAAAAAUGGCUGGACUGGAAUCGAUGAUUGUCGAGGAUAAACAGCAGUCGCAAAAAACUGUGGACCGGGAAAAGACUUGCCCACUGCUGCUCCGGGUGUUCUGCUCGACCGGAAGGCAUCACUCGUCCAACGAGUACAACCACGGUAGUGUUCCUUCGAACGAACUGCAAAUCUACACGUGGAUGGACGCCACCCUGCGGGAACUGACGACCCUGGUGCGAGACGUCAAUCCGGAAACCCGCCGCAAGGGAACCUAUUUUGACUUUGCUAUCGUUUACCCCGAUCGUGGAUCGGUCUACCGGAUGCGCGAGAUCGGCGUAACCUGUUCCGGCCAGAAGGGAGCGGACGACACGAAGACGCUGGCCCACGCCAAGUUCACCAUCGGAGACUAUCUGGACAUUAACAUUACACCACCGAACCGCCUGCCCCCGCGGGGCGGACGACCAAGACCAUACUAGGGGCGCGGCCGGCCCGGAACUCGAUGGGCCUCCCGGCGGGAGAACCUCCCGAAGGGAUCACGUGUGACCGUUUGAAUGAAACCAUCUUUGGAACGUCUUUUCUCUUUAUUAGAAUCCUUAUGUCGUAAGUGUAAAAUAAAUACAAUCCUAAUGACGAAGAUACAGCUGAGAACGCAAUUCAAUCUGA
This is a messenger RNA of Aedes albopictus (Asian tiger mosquito), 825 nucleotides long. RefSeq names its product histone deacetylase complex subunit SAP18 (gene Bin1). The record is from RefSeq and is a predicted model, not a curated record. Gene Ontology annotation, cellular component: nucleus. Gene Ontology annotation, biological process: negative regulation of DNA-templated transcription. Gene Ontology annotation, molecular function: transcription factor binding; transcription corepressor activity. Lineage: Eukaryota; Metazoa; Arthropoda; Insecta; Diptera; Culicidae. Bases 186 to 638 code for a protein of 150 amino acids. The transcript has 2 exons.